CAUGUCCCACAUCGACACCCAAUUUCUAGCUAACAAAAACAGUGGAAUUCCUUUAAAAUGAGGGUUUACUGAAGCCCAAGAGGAAGCUAAGCCAGUUCAAUUAUUUUAUCCCUCACAAUAGUUCCUCGUUAAGCUAGCCAGUUCAAAUGAUUGAGGCUAAACAUGCAGGGCACACAAGUUCAUGGAAGGUUUAACAAGUUGGUUGCUUUCAGAUGUGUUUUAGCAUCUGGCUAUUUGUAUAGAAAAAGUAUAGGAACACAAAAACUGAUCACAGAAUCAGAUACCGAUCACAGAAUCGGAUACGACCUUCUCACAUGAGUUGUAAAUAUGGAAAAUGAUAGUAGGCCUGGUUGCGAUAUUGAUGAUAAUAGCAGCAGCUUAAACAUGGAGUGCAUCAGUAGCCAAAGUUCGACUACUUUGGGAUAUGCAACAACGGAUUUAUCUGGUUCAAGAAGAACAACAAGUGAAACGGCUUUGGAGACUCUGGUCACAUUAAGUCCUUCACAUGGAGUAAUGACCAAGCAACUGGAAAAGCAGAUGCAAUCGCCAGCCAAGAGAUCACUGAAAAUAGUUGAGACAAGAAAAAAGUCAAGAUCGUUGAGGUUUGGUAGACAUGAGGGAUACUCGUUUUCUUCUAUUUCAGUGUUAAAGAAAUCUGAGCCAGGGUUAAGUUUUUUGGGCAUUAGAAAGGAAAAUAUGAAGAUGGCGAAGAGUGGGAAGCAGUCAAAACUUGAUCCUAAAGAAUUGGUCAAACAUGACAAGCAAGGCCUGAGGCCUAUCUGUGAAAGACUAAGAAGGAGCAGAUUGAAUGGCCAUACAUACAAAGAACUGCUCAGAUCAUGGGCAAGGAAGGCUAAGGUGUUCGAUGUUUUGCUUCAAAGUAAGGAUAAGCCAUCUCAAGAGGGUGGUGAUGUUAUUGAAUCUAAUACUUCCAAUGAAGUUGACAAGAGGGUGGUUGAGAGCUCCUCAGUUUUGACAAUGCAAAGGGUGGAGUAUGAUUUAAAACUGCAACUUUGUAGUAGUGAUGCAAAACUAGGCCAUGAUUUAAGUUGUGCCUCUCUUUCAAAGGAUGGAAAGGAUUUUGAGGCUGGGUUCAGCUUGGAAUGCAGGGAAGAACUUGUUGAUGAUAUGCAAUCAACAGAGUCUCAACUAAAUGUUGAAGUUGAUAGAGAACAUAUUGCUUGUGCUAUCUGCGUGCUUGGUGGAGAGCUAUU
Messenger RNA from Camellia sinensis, 1214 nucleotides. The record is from RefSeq and is a predicted model, not a curated record. Lineage: Eukaryota; Viridiplantae; Streptophyta; Magnoliopsida; Ericales; Theaceae.